Messenger RNA from Apodemus sylvaticus (European woodmouse), 3748 nucleotides. It is a transcript of the gene Gdpd5, whose product is annotated as glycerophosphodiester phosphodiesterase domain containing 5. The record is from RefSeq and is a predicted model, not a curated record. Gene Ontology annotation, cellular component: plasma membrane. The transcript has 19 exons. Gene Ontology annotation, biological process: positive regulation of neuron differentiation; lipid metabolic process. Gene Ontology annotation, molecular function: glycerophosphodiester phosphodiesterase activity. Lineage: Eukaryota; Metazoa; Chordata; Mammalia; Rodentia; Muridae. The coding region runs from base 1077 to 2894 and encodes 605 amino acids.
GGGCUCGGCUCGGCUCGGUUUGCAGCUCGGGUGGGGGUGGGCAGCUAGGGUGACAGCGGCGGUAGCAGAGGCUGCGGCGCGGGGCUGAGCAAGCGGCGAGCGCGGAGCCGGUAAGAGGAGGAAGUGGAGCGGCGGCCCGGAGCUUUGGAGUCCGCUGCCGGAGCAGGUCCACCCAGAUUUGCAGAGUGAGCCGCGUCGGGACCUGGGCAGACUUCUUCGCCUUGCUCCAGCCGCUGGCGCUCCGCCUGCCCUACCCUGCCCUGCCCUGCCCUGCUGAUCCGAGUCCCGCAUUCCGCGCCUGGACUUUUCUAGCCCGGUGGUCCGGAGCUGCUGGGACGUUCGAGCCCCGGCCUUGAUACGGAGUUCCGAGACGGGACGUUCUCGGCUCCAUCAUACCGACCCAUCUCUGCUGGAGUGUCCUCCACCCCCGGGUCGGCGCAAGGUGGUCCCGGCUCUGGGACUUGAGUGUAGAGGAGCCGGGACGCCCACCGGCCUCCAGCUCCCAGAGAACGAAAUCUUCAGCUGCCUUGGACCGAACUGCUCCGGACUUUAAACUGUAUUGGCACCGCCCGAGUCCUCAGCGCACCGUGAGGGGUCCCAAGCUGGCAGAACAGUUGAACUGAACCCCUGGGCUGGUGCUGCGAGUCGAGGCUGCCACCUUUCUCUGCCCUAGGCUAAGAAUUUGGGGGUACUUGCCCCAAGGAGAGCACAGGGGCUUCUCCUGCCACAGUCUCCAGCGAGCCGAGGUUGCAGGGAGGUAACAUUACCGCACUCUUCAUCCACCGACAGGUACCACUGGAGACCGAGACCGUGGGCUGUGGAGGAAACAUACGGACCACAGCUCUUCGACUGAAGUGACAUUACCGGCUGAGGUGACAUUACCAGCUGAUGUGACAUUACCGGCUCUGUGGACAGGACCCCCCUGGAAGGCAGUCCGAAGCCACCCGGACCUUCUUCCAGACUUCCAAUCAAGGCUCUCUCUAAUCACCAGAAAGGACGUUGGACCUUUGAACAAGCACCAGCCAGGGGCCUCCAUGGGCGCUUGAGGGCCAGCCACCAGGGCCGCGGGCACGAGCAUGGUGAGACACCAGCCCCUGCAGUACUACGAGCCCCAACUGUGCCUCUCAUGCCUCACGGGCAUCUAUGGCUGCCGCUGGAAGCGCUACCAACGCUCGCACGAUGACACCACGCCGUGGGAACGCCUGUGGUUCCUGCUCCUGGUCUGCACCUUCAGCCUCACGCUCACCUGGCUCUACUUCUGGUGGGGAGUCCACAACGACUACGAUGAGUUCAACUGGUACCUCUACAACCGCAUGGGCUACUGGAGCGACUGGUCCGUGCCCAUCCUGGUGACCACAGCUGCUGCUUUCACAUACAUCGCAGGCCUCCUGGUCCUGGCACUAUGUCACAUCGCUGUGGGGCAGCAGAUGAACCUGCACUGGAUACACAAGAUGGGCCUGGUGGUCAUCCUGGCCUCCACGGUGGUGGCCAUGUCCGCAGUGGCCCAGCUAUGGGAGGAAGAGUGGGCGGUGCUGCUGAUCUCCCUGCAGGGCACAGCACCAUUCCUGCAUAUAGGGGCCCUGGUGGCCAUCACCGCACUCUCCUGGAUCGUCGCCGGACAGUUCGCCCGUGCAGAGCGGUCCUCCUCUCAGCUUACCAUUCUUUGUACCUUCUUCGCCGUGGUCUUCACCUUCUACCUGAUCCCUCUCACCAUCUCCUCCCCCUGCAUCAUGGAGAAAAAGGACCUGGGCCCCAAGCCUGCCCUCAUCGGCCACCGAGGGGCUCCCAUGCUGGCCCCAGAACACACGCUGAUGUCCUUCCGGAAGGCACUGGAGCAGAAGCUGUAUGGACUGCAAGCUGAUGUCACCAUCAGCCUAGAUGGUGUGCCCUUUCUCAUGCAUGACACCACCCUGAGGCGGACCACCAACGUGGAGCAGGUGUUCCCGGAGCUGGCCCGUAGGCCUGCUGCCAUGCUCAACUGGACUGUCCUGCAGAGGCUCAAUGCCGGCCAGUGGUUCCUCAAGACUGACCCCUUCUGGACAGCCAGCUCCCUGUCACCCUCGGACCACAGGGAGGUUCAGAACCAGUCCAUCUGCAGCCUGGCAGAGCUCCUAGAGCUAGCCAAGGGCAAUGCCACGCUGCUGCUCAACCUUCGGGACCCGCCCCGUGACCACCCAUACCGCAGCAGCUUCCUCAACAUCACCCUGGAGGCCGUGCUGCGUUCAGGCUUUCCACAGCACCAGGUCAUGUGGCUGCCUAACAGGCAGAGGCCUUUGGUACGGAAGAUGGCUCCCGGCUUCCAGCAAACAUCUGGGACUAAAGAAGCCAUUGCCAGCCUACGGAAAGGCCACAUCCAGAAGAUGAACCUCCGCUACACUCAGGUGUCCCACCAGGAGCUCAGGGACUAUGCAUCCUGGAACCUGAGUGUAAACCUCUACACUGUCAACGCGCCGUGGCUCUUCUCCCUGCUGUGGUGUGCUGGCGUCCCCUCCGUCACUUCCGACAACUCCCAUACCCUUUCUCGGGUGCCUUCUCCGCUCUGGAUCAUGCCCCCAGACGAGUACUGCCUCAUGUGGGUCACCGCCGACCUGAUCUCCUUCAGCCUCGUCAUCGGCAUCUUCGUGCUCCAGAAGUGGCGCCUGGGUGGUAUCCGGAGUUACAACCCAGAGCAGAUCAUGCUGAGUGCCGCUGUGCGCCGGACCAGCCGGGAUGUCAGCAUCAUGAAAGAGAAACUCAUCUUCUCAGAGAUCAGCGAUGGUGUGGAAGUCUCUGAUGAGCUCUCCGUAUGUUCAGACAGCAGUUACGACACCUAUGCCAACAGCACAGCCACGCCCAGGGGCCCUCGAAGUGCUGGCAGCCGUGCCAAGACCUUCACAGAGCAGGGUGGGCAUUAGCUGAAGAUCUGUCUGCCCAACUUGUACCCAAGGUAGACUCUGGAAGAGAGGAAGAACUGACGGAAGAAACUGCACCUGGAGUGCCUGGGAGCCAGCUCCUCAGCCUACCCGUGUGCUCCCAGCUCCUUUGUCUGCUCCAGCCUCUCUUGCAUGAGUCGGGGGACCAACGGGGGCCUCUCCACUGAGGCUCAGCUGGACCAGGGCUCCAGGCUCCAGGGGCCCCUGCAGGCCUGGGGCUUUUCAUCCAGGAAGUGAAGGCCUGGUCUCCCUGCCCACUCUCAGUCAUCCUUGGCCUCCCAGCCUGGAAGGUUUGGUGAGUCACUGGGCUGUACCAUGUGCCCCAGGCAAGUGGAGGCCGUGGAUGUCUCCCUGAGCCCACACCUCUCUAUUUAUCUGUCUGUGCUGGCAGAUGACUAACUGUUCUCACCCCUGCCUUGAAGACACUGGCUGGGACUCACCCCUGCCUGGGGGCUUCUACUCUCUGCACCCAUCUCAAAGCACAAGGAAGUUCAUCUCAGGAGAAACCAGUGGCUGUGGUGGAGACACGUUCCUCCCAACCAGCUGCCCUCCACCACUGGCUCUCUGUCCCUGAGAAGCAGCUAGAGAUGGCCAGAAUCACAGGCUCAGGGCUGUUCUGCCUCACACCCAACUGUCCAGCAGGCCUCUGGGGCAGAAGCCUUGAAGACCAAGUGAACCACAGACUGAUCUGACCUCAGGUUCCCACAGCAGUGGCCACAGGGCAAUGGGUCACGUGGGCAAAGCGUUCUGGGCUCAGGUCAAGCAUGGGCCUCUGGCCAGAGCUGCCUACAGUAGAAGGAAGCUAAGGGCAAAGACAAUUAAAGCUGCCGUCUUGA